Messenger RNA from Dipodomys spectabilis (banner-tailed kangaroo rat), 6794 nucleotides. It is a transcript of the gene Ppp1r12b, whose product is annotated as protein phosphatase 1 regulatory subunit 12B. The transcript is spliced from 25 exons. NCBI's taxonomy places the organism in Eukaryota, Metazoa, Chordata, Mammalia, Rodentia, Heteromyidae. Gene Ontology annotation, molecular function: protein kinase binding; enzyme inhibitor activity; phosphatase regulator activity. Gene Ontology annotation, biological process: signal transduction. Gene Ontology annotation, cellular component: A band; cytoplasm; Z disc. The record is from RefSeq and is a predicted model, not a curated record. Bases 151 to 3255 code for a protein of 1034 amino acids.
GCUAGUGGCGGGAGGAGUAAAGAUGGCGGCGCAGUGGUCUCCGCCUUCUCCUCCUGGCUGAAGCCCUCUGAGGGAGGCGGCAGCGGCCACCCAACCCGCUCCAGCAGUCCACUAUUGGUACUUUCGGCAGCAGCUGCCGAGGCCCGAGCAAUGGCGGAGCUAGAGCACCUGGGCGGGAAGCGGGCAGAGUCGGCGCGAAUGCGGCGGGCUGAGCAGCUGAGGCGCUGGCGGGGUUCGCUGACCGAGCAGGAGCCCGUGGAGCGUCGAGGCGCGGGGCGGCCGUCGCAGACGAGGCGCGGGAGUCCGCGGGUCCGCUUCGAGGAUGGCGCGGUCUUCCUGGCCGCCUGCUCCAGCGGGGACACCGACGAGGUGAAAAAGCUGCUGGCGAGAGGUGCCGACAUCAACACCGUCAACGUGGACGGCUUGACAGCCCUGCACCAGGCUUGUAUUGAUGAAAAUUUGGACAUGGUGAGGUUUCUGGUGGAAAACAGAGCCAAUGUAAACCAGCAAGACAAUGAGGGUUGGACACCCCUUCAUGCAGCUGCUUCCUGUGGCUAUCUCAAUAUAGCAGAGUAUUUCAUUAACCAUGGAGCCAGUGUGGGAAUUGUAAAUAGUGAAGGUGAAGUCCCCUCUGACCUUGCAGAAGAGCCAGCCAUGAAAGAUCUUCUUCUGGAACAAGUGAAGAAGCAAGGAGUUGAUCUAGAGCAAUCAAGGAAGGAAGAAGAGCAACAGAUGUUGCAGGAUGCCCGCCAGUGGCUCAACAGCGGGAAAAUAGAGGAUGUGAAGCAGGCUCGCUCAGGGGCCACAGCUCUGCAUGUGGCUGCUGCCAAAGGCUACUCUGAAGUCCUCAGACUUUUAAUUCAGGCUGGGUAUGAACUCAAUGUUCAGGAUCAUGAUGGCUGGACUCCUCUCCAUGCUGCUGCACACUGGGGAGUGAAGGAAGCCUGCUCCAUCCUGGCAGAAGCACUCUGCAACAUGGAUAUCCGGAACAAACUGGGCCAGACACCAUUUGAUGUGGCUGAUGAGGGUCUUGUGGAGCACUUGGAGAUGCUCCAGAAGAAGCAGAAUGUGCUUCGAAGUGAAAAGGAAACACGGAAUAAACUCAUUGAAUCAGACCUGAACAGCAAGAUGCAGAGUAGACUCUUCAAGAACAAAGAGAAAAUGCUUUAUGAAGAAGAGCAACCCAAAUCACAAGAAAUAGAGGAAGAAAAUAAAGAAUCUAGCAGUUCCAGUUCAGAGGAAGAAGGUGAAGAUGAAGCUUCUGAGUCAGAAACUGAGAAGGAGGCAGAUAAAAAAACAGAAGCCACUAUCAACCAUUCCAGUCCUGAAAACAAGAGUAGCGUCAUGGAGCAGAUACCAUCACGAACUCAGAAUACCUUCUCUGCCUCUUCUGCUAGGAGAUUCUCUUCCAGCCUUUUUAGCAAGCCGGAAGAGCCCAAAGAUGAAUCUCCUUCUUCAUGGAGACUGGGACUCAGAAAAACUGGCAGCCACAAUAUGCUAAGUGAAGUGGCCAAUUCCAGGGAUGCUCUGCGGGACCGAGGCCUUUCCAUCUAUCGCUCUUCAUCAAGCCCCCGGAUCUCUGCUCUGCUGGACAAUAAAGACAAGGAAAGAGAAAACAAAGGCUAUUUUAGUUCACUAGUUCCCCGGAGACUCAGCAGCACAAGUGACAUUGAAGAAAAGGAAAACAGAGAAUCAGCUGUUAAUCUAGUAAGGAGUGGCUCCUAUACCCGGCAGCUCUGGAGGGAUGAAGGGAAAGGCAAUGAAACCCAACAGAAAAUUGCUCCUUCCAACUAUGUAUCAACCUAUUUGAAAAGUGCUUCAUUUGGUAGAAGUAGUGAUCCCACAAGUCCCUACAUUUCAGCCAAUCGCAAUUCAUCUUCUGCUACCUCACCCAUUACCAUUGGUUCAUCUACCUCUCGGGGCAGCCAGUGGCAACCUGCCUCUUCUUGCCCUGCACCAAUCAGUACAAACACUACUGCAUCUAUACAACCUGGCAGGACUCCUUACAGAUCCCAGGCUGAUUCUACUGCAGAGAAAGCAGCAGACAGUGUUUCUUCUGGUACCCCACUCUGUGUCAUCACUAAUCGCCCUCCACCUAACACUACCAAUGGGGUUACUGCUGCUUCUGUGCCCUCCUCUCCUGGAACAGACUCCUCUGUGGAAGGCAGGGAGAAGAGGAGGUCCUAUCUGACUCCUGUACGUGAUGAGGAAGCAGAGUCUUUACGGAAAGCACGUUCCAGACAAGCUCGGCAGACACGAAGAUCUACUCAAGGUGUUACCCUAACAGACCUUCAAGAAGCAGAAAGGACUUUCAGCCGGUCAAGGGUAGAGAGGCAAGCGCAGGAGCAGCCUGGAGAGAAGCCUGUAGACACUGAAGCACCAGAGAAGAGUACUGAGAAGCAGGAUCCCUCCAUAGCCCCAGCAAAGGAAGCUGAGGAAGGUCAGCAACCCCGGGAAGAGCCUGUCUAUCAUCACAUGAGGUAUCCAUCUCAGCUAGACAAGCCCACAACACCAGUGUCUCCUUCUACAUCAAGACCUUCAUUCUAUACCAGUUCCCAUCUGCUACAGACAAGCAAAUCUUCAGCCCCCGAUUCUGAGAGUUCAGAGACCACCACAAAUACUGCAACUGCAAAGGAAAUGGACAAGAGUGAGAGCAAAGAAGCAGAUUUAGAUGAUCAGUCCUCUGAUAGGCUUUCCAUCCGAGAGAGGAGGCGGCGGCGAAGAGGCACAGGCAUCAACUUCUGGACAAAGGAUGAAGAUGAGGGUGAUGUCCCUGAGGAGGUCAAAGAAACAUGGCAUGAAAGACUUUCUAGAUUGGAAUCGGGAGGUAGUAACCCCACAACCAGCGAUUCUUAUGCUGACCGGGCCUCAGCAAGAGCUCGUCGGGAAGCCCGAGAGGCCCGACUGGCCAGCCUGACCAGUCGGGUGGAAGAGGACAGCAACAGGGAUUAUAAAAGACUCUAUGAGAAUGCCCUCACUGAAAACCAAAAACUGAAAACAAAACUUCAGGAGGCCCAGCUAGAGCUGUCAGAUAUAAAAUCCAAGCUUGAGAAGAUGGCCCAGCAGAAACAAGAGAAGACCUCUGACCGAUCCUCAAUGCUGGAGAUGGAGAAACGGGAAAGGCGAGCCUUGGAGCGAAAAAUGUCAGAAAUGGAGGAAGAGAUGAAGGUGUUAACAGAACUGAAAUCUGACAACCAGAGGCUGAAAGAUGAAAAUGGUGCCCUCAUCAGAGUCAUCAGCAAACUGUCCAAAUAGAUUAGGCUCCAGGCUUUGGAGGAGAGGGAGAGCAUUUGCAGCCUCACACCCUCUUUUCCAGCCAUGGCUUUCCAGCCAAAAGAAGUGAACGUUUGGGUGGAAGGACUUUUCUUUUUUAACUCUUCAGUCACCUCUGCACUGUACAUUUUUCUCUGCACUCCUGAUUUUCCAUGCCCUCCACGCCCCCCACCCCAGAUUUUAUGACAGUUUUAAUUGAAGCAUGAUUGUGAUCCUUCAAGCCUUCUGGAGAAGGCCUUGUGGAGUAAACCGAGCUCAGCUGUGGACCCCAACUUUUUGCCGCACUGCUGCUUUAUCUACGUUGGAUUUGGUCCAAACACAUAAGGCUUUGUACCCACAGUCUUUACGCUGACCUUUACAGUGCCCUCUGGUGUAGGUGAGUCUUAUGGUAGCCAGUCCAGGACCCUGCGUAGGAUGCCAAGAGAAAGGGGAGGAUGUGGAAGGAACUGCAGAAUUGCCUCUGCAGCUGUAUUUCCUAGGGUCUUAGGUGGCCAUGACUGCCUCAAGGUUCUUUAUUAUGCUUCACUUCAGAAACUGACUUAUUUUUAGAUUUUUCUAUCCAUAACCAACAUCCCUGACUAGUUUUAACCCUUACUCCUCCCUUUCUCCAAAGCUCAGAUAGCCCUGACCUCACUUAUUCCUGUACUUUCUGUUUUAUUCUCCCUUCCUCUUGCCUCCUCCACUGAUGGUAUAAAAGCUGGAACAGAAUACCUGACAGUCGUCUUUGAACAUUAUAGUACAUCAUUACUCUGGAGACCAGAAAACCAUCACUAUCAUCAUCCUGGUAACUUGGUGACAGCAUCAUAACCCCUUUUCCCUGAAAAGCUAGACCUUUUCCCUGAAAAGCUAGAACCAUUGUUCACAUCUCCCAUUUGUCUUCCCCAGCAAAAUGAUUUUCUGUAUUAGAAAAUCUAGCCUCUGAAAACUCUAGGCUGCUUCGUCUCCCUUCUUCAUGCUCCUGACUGCUCUAACACCUAUUAAUGAGGAAUGAAGUCAUUGCAAGAAGGCCUGAGGAAUGGGAAGGCAAAUUGUUGGAAGCUGGCCUGGGGAGUGGAAGCAGCGUAGAAAGACAUAGGUGGUGAAAGCAGUGUGUCUGUGGUCACUGCAGCACUAUAGCUGUGCUGUGAGAAUGACGGUAAGCUUGAUUGUUUCUGAUGAUGGGAUUUAGGGAAGAGUCAUUUGCUUUCUUGGAAGCCAACAGGACAAAUGACUGCUAAAUAGAGGUUUAAAGAGAUGUGGUACUUCCAACCCAUGAUGAGAGUCGCGGAAUUUUAGAGAGACAAGGCCCAGAGGUCAUUUGGCCUGGCUUUCGGUUGUUCCACAGGGACUGCCCCUGCUACCAUAUAUUCCACCCAUGGUCAAGUAACCUCUGGUGGUUUGGGUGGGUAUGUAUUUAUUAUCUGAAAGUUGGACAGUUCUCAUAACCGGAGAGUGUUGGCAGGUUGAACUCAGCUUCAUGAGACAAGUGCUCUACCACUUGAGCCAUGCCCCCAGUCCUCAUGACAAACUAUUUGUGUCUAAUGUAUCUUUGUCCUGCAGACAAAAACAGCCUUUGAGAAUAUCAUGCCCCAAUAUAGACAGAGCGCUCCAUAAUUCCAACACAAUUAAGCCAUUAGUUCUCAAUGAUAGUAUUUGCUUCUUAUAGUUUUAUCCCUUGGUUCAUCUUGAGUGUACAGGUCACUUAAAGCCUCAUUUGAGAUUGCUGGUGAUGCUCAGUGUGGAUAGUGGUCUGUUCUCUUAACAUAUACUACCUCUGCUAGCUUCUUUCUGAAAAUGCAAUUUCCUUAUCGAUGGCCAUGCUCUUAAAGCAGCAGCUGUAAUUCAAGAUCCCAGUUCCAGAAUAGAAGCCCUGUCACCUCUGACAAGACCCUACGAGAGUGUGCAAUCUCUCUUCUGUAGUCACCCAUUUUUUUCAAGAGAAGCUACUUCUCCCUUGGGACUUUGAAUUAUUAGGGGGCAUUCACUGCAAGCUUGGUUCUCACGGAAUGCUGAGCGAGAACGAACAGCUCUAUUUCUUCCACUAUAAUAAUUUUCUUCGUUCUAGGAAAGGAAGUCAACAAGGCCUUGGCUAAGUGAUUCUUUUGGUCCAUCUUGGGCAUGGAGGAAGAAGGGAUUGCUGCCUCUUUCUCAGGACCUGAAACUUAGAUUACUAGGAAAACAUUUCGAGCCACCCUCAUUCCCUGCAGGCCAGAUGGAGGAGUGACGGAGUUCCCUGAGGCCCUGAGCCUUCCCCAGAGUGGGGGGCGCUCUUAGAACCCAGGCUGGCCUCUGCUCUGCUUGUUGCUCCACACACCCUUGCGUGUUAUAGAUGCUUCUUGCCAGGGAGUUUUCCUCCCGUAAUGACACCGUACUCUGUAGCCAAGAACUCAUGAAAGCACAAACCACCCUAGGUUUCAGGUGCUUUCUCUUAAGUCAGUCCUUUUAUUUAAAAAAAAAACAAAGAAACUUGUGAAUCCUGGUCUCUUCCAGAGAACAACAUACCAUUUCUUCAGAGUUAUAUUGGCUGGCAGACCUAUGAGGGAGUGGUUAUCGGCCUUCUGGUAGCCAGCUGUUUUCUCAUGGUAUUGGCAGUGCCACACCUUUUUUCCUUCUUGGCCAGUGUCAUAUUGUGGGUCCUCCCAGUAGCCACGACUGCCCUCUUCACUGCUGGCGUGGUACUCACAAGCACCCCCUAGCACAGCAAGGCAGGUCUCAGGCCUGUCUUGGUAGAGACGUUACAGGAAACUAGAGAAGGGAAUGAACGCCCUCUGUUCUCCUUGAUUUGAGAUUUUUCAACUAGCAGGCCAUACCUUUGGGAACAAUGACUGGGCCACUCCAGACAUUCUCUGGCUGGAGUUUGCCUGCUUGGCUUUCAGGAGCUGCUGGUCCUUUUCAGACCCCUCCAGGGUGUGCUGACCCCCAGCCCAGCCCAGCCCAGCUUCUGUGAGGGCUAUGCAUGUCUCAGGGUGUUGCCUCCAAAAAUCUGAAGACCAGACAUGACUUAGGACCUAGUCAAUGAAUUUGUUUCUUUUCUAGGCCCAUUUAAUUCGUAAUUUCUGGAACCUUCCUGCCUUUACCCAACUGUGGGAUGUGUUUGCUUCUCUUCUGGGCUUGCCCUGAUUCUCUGCCAGCCCUUGCCCUGUUUAAGGAGACCUAGAUGCAUUUGUUGUUUGCCAAGACCACCGGUGUAUUGCACAUUUCUCUGAACCUAUUCUCCCUAACAAAACAAAGCUUAUUUUACAAUCCCAUCAAGAAGUGAGGAGGCUAAAGUCCCACUUACUAGUUCAUAAAUCCCAUAAAAGGCUGAGUAAACUACUAGCUGUUUUUCUACUAGGAGAUAUUAUAGAGCCAGGGAUGAGAGAAGACACUCACACAGCCGGGCACAGCCACACUAGGCUCUGGAUUUCUGACCAGUGUCUCGUCCAGACCACUGAGCAGAAGGUCCUGACAGUGUUAGCCCUCGUUAAGAGGUGGGCCCCAGUGCUGGGAAGGUGGCUUAUUGGUAGAGUACCUGCCUAGCAUGCAUGAAGCCCUGGGUUCAA